Geodia barretti is the source of this 928-nucleotide messenger RNA. The record is from the annotation of a GenBank genome assembly. Lineage: Eukaryota; Metazoa; Porifera; Demospongiae; Tetractinellida; Geodiidae.
UGUGCACAGUCUGACGUUAACAGAUUCCAAGUUGUACUCAUUGAAAGCACGGGUGGCGAUACCUAUGCCGUGUUUAUCUAUGACUGUGGCACCAUGAUGUGGGGUGGAGGAGUGAUAGGCUGGCAGGCCAGCUCCUCUGACUACAUGGCCAACGACCGUAGCGGACAGACUGAUAACAAUGACAUUGCCUGCUCUUAUUCCCGGAGACAGAGUGCAAUUGUCUACCGCCUGUCCUCCUGUACGUACAGCGAGUUCUCAUGUGGCAAUAGACAGUGUGUGGAUGAGUAUGACAAGUGCGACGGAAUCAAUGACUGUGGAGACAAUAGCGAUGAACAGGGCUGUGUGAAUAUUGGUGCUGUAGUCGGUGGCAGCACAGCAGCCUUUUUUAUCAUCAUAUUCAUCGGCAUCAUUUUCUCCAUUGCCUGCUCCGUGAGGUUUGCAAGAAGACGGCGUUUCACCCGUGUCAAUGCCUGCAUCAUUGCCAGCACUGGACCUUCUGUCACCGUGGCCACUGUCUCAAACAUGUCGUCAUCUCAGGGUGCUCCUCUCCUGGCUAACGAACAACCACCUCCCACCAACGUCAACUAUAACUACCCUGCUUCCCACCCUCCACCUCAGCAAGGAUGCCAAGUUCUGGUGAACCCAGUGACUGGUCACAGCCCCUCCCCCCAGCCACACCCUCCUCCUCCUUACUCUGCCCAGCCUCAGACUCAGCUGUACUCUGCAUACCCUCCACCGAACCAGGCCGGCCCACCCCAGUACUAGCUUCAACGUUCACUGAUCUCUGAACAGAAGAGAAACACAUGAGUAGCUACGUAACUGUCUGUAAAGUUGUACAUACAUACACAACAUGCACCUAUUACUUGCAUGACCGGAAUUAAUAAGUGAGUGAAUGUACUGUAAUGAAGCAAAUGCCAUCUGCACCACU